AUGGACAAAGCAGAGCCGCAAUCGCUUUUAGCCGACCACGGGCAAGCUCCCCGUGCCGUGAAGCGCGCAGCUUCCGAAGAGCCUAACGGCACCUCUGAUGGCAAAAGGAUCAAGACCACAUCGGAUGUCCAACCUCAGGCCACCGCCAGCUCGUGGAGGGUCCCUUACCCAGAAAGGCCAGCGGUUGUGGAAGAACGGAAUGGCGAGAUCGAAUUCCGAGUGGUCAACAACGAUGGUGAGAGACAGAGCAUCAUCAUCCUUACAGGCCUCAAAUGCCUGUUCCAGAAGCAACUGCCGAAAAUGCCUAAAGAUUACAUUGCACGGCUUGUCUACGAUCGGAAUCACCUAUCGAUGGCCAUCAUCAAGAAGCCUCUGGAGGUCAUUGGCGGAAUCACCUACCGAGAGUUCCGACACCACAAGUUCGCUGAAAUCGUUUUCUGCGCCGUCUCCUCGGAUCAGCAGGUCAAAGGAUACGGUGCCCACCUGAUGGCCCAUUUGAAGGAUUACGUCAAAGCGACCGGGCCGGUGAUGCACUUUCUUACCUAUGCCGACAACUAUGCGACUGGGUAUUUCCAGAAACAGGGCUUCACCAAAGAAAUCACCCUCGACAAGUCCCUCUGGAUGGGGUAUAUCAAGGACUAUGAAGGAGGCACGCUGAUGCAGUGCUCUAUGCUUCCUCGAGUCCGCUACCUGGAGGCCGGCCGGAUGCUUCUUAAGCAGAAGGAAACCGUGCUCGCCAAGAUUCGGGCCCAAAGCAAAAGCCACAUCGUCCAUCCACCGCCCCAACAAUGGGCCAACGGCAACGUCACUCCAAUCGAUCCGCUGUCCAUCCCUGCCAUUCAGGCAACCGGCUGGUCUCCGGAUAUGGAUGCGCUAGCGCGGGUGCCGCGCCACGGACCUCAUUUCAACGAACUCCGGCGCUUCCUGUACCAGAUCCAGAACCACAAGCAGGCAUGGCCGUUCCUCAAUCCGGUCAACAAGGACGAGGUCCCGGAUUACUACACCGUCAUUACCUCGCCCAUGGAUCUGUCGACCAUGGAGGAGAAACUGGAGCGCGAUCUCUAUGCGACCCCGAGAGACAUGAUCGCCGAUCUCAAGUUGAUCUUCAGCAAUUGCCGGCAGUACAAUGACCCGUCAACGGUAUACGCCAAGUGUGCUGCCAAGCUGGAGAAGUACAUGUGGACCCUCAUCAAGGAGAUCCCGGAGUGGUACGACUUGCUCGAGGAAUGA
Molecule: messenger RNA, 1230 nt
Organism: Thermothielavioides terrestris NRRL 8126
Lineage: Eukaryota; Fungi; Ascomycota; Sordariomycetes; Sordariales; Chaetomiaceae
Product: histone acetyltransferase GCN5-like protein
Exons: 2
Coding region: 1-1230 (409 amino acids)
Biological process (GO): positive regulation of transcription by RNA polymerase II; chromatin remodeling
Cellular component (GO): histone acetyltransferase complex
Molecular function (GO): histone H3 acetyltransferase activity; protein binding
Source: RefSeq, a predicted model, not a curated record